GGCCGCACCCACAAGGCCGCAAAGCUGCUGCCUUUAUAUACCCGCGCGCCGUCCCCCCGUGUCCUCCAACUCGCCAUUCCGGCAUUCCGCUACCCACCAGCGACACCCGGUUCUUGAACACCACCACUAGCCAGUCCCCAGAGCCGCGAGCGCCAGCGGUGAGGGUGCAGAGCAGCGACGACGUGAAUUGAUUGAUCAUGGGGCUGAGGAAGCGCCUGCUGCGGUGCUUCGGGUACGGCGGCGAGGAGGGGGCGGAUCAGGAGCAGAAGGAGGAGGCGGCGGCCCGGCCGGCGGGCGGGAGGCGGGCGGGGACGAAGCCGACGCUGCGGCGGCUGAGCACGGCGAACCUGCGGUCGCUGUCGCUGCAGGACCUGUCGCGGAAGCUGGAGACCACCAAGCUGCACGCCUUCACGCUGGACGAGCUCAAGGCGGCCACCAAGAACUUCUCCACCGCCAACUUCCUCGGCGAGGGCGGCUUCGGCCCCGUCUACAAGGGAUUCGUCGACGCCCGCCUCCGCCCGGGCCUCGACCCGCAGCACGUCGCCGUCAAGUACCUCGACCUCGAGAGCGGCGGCGUCCAGGGACACCGCGAGUGGCUGGCGGAGGUGGUGUACCUCGGGAUGCUGAGCCAUCCGCAUCUGGUCAAGCUGGUGGGAUUCUGCAACGAGGACGAUCAGAGGAUGCUGGUCUACGAGUACAUGCCCAGGGGCAGCCUCGAGAACCACCUCUUCAAGAAUCUCCUCGCAUCGCUGCCAUGGUCGACGCGGCUCAAGAUCGCUGUCGGCGCGGCCAAGGGGCUGGCGUUCCUGCACGAGGCGGAGACGCCGGUGAUCUACCGCGACUUCAAGGCAUCGAAUAUUCUCCUCGACUCGGACUACACCGCGAAGCUGUCCGAUUUCGGGCUGGCGAAGGAGGGCCCGCAGGGGGACGCGACACACGUGACGACGCGCGUGAUGGGCACCCACGGGUACGCGGCGCCGGAGUACAUCCUGACGGGCCACCUCACGGCGAAGAGCGACGUGUACAGCUUCGGCGUCGUGCUCCUGGAGCUCCUCACGGGCCGCCGCUCCGUCGACAAGCGCCGCCGCGGGCGCGAGCAGAACCUCGUCGACUGGGCCCGGCCCUACCUCCGCCGCGCCGACCGGCUGCACCGGGUCAUGGACCCGAGCCUGGAGAUGCAGUACUCGGCGCGCGCGGCCGAGAAGGCGGCCAAGGUGGCGCACCAGUGCCUGCAGAGCGUGCCCAAGGCGCGGCCCUCCAUGCGCGACGUCGUGGGCGCGCUGGAGCCGCUGCUCGCGCUCGACGACGACGUGCCUAUGGGGCCCUUCGUGUACACGGUCGGCGGCGGCGGGGCCGAAGCGGCGGAGGCCGCGCCGGCGCCGGCGCGGGCCGAUGACGAGGCCGCCGCGAACGACGAGGAGGCGGAGGCCGGCAGCCGGCAGGGCAAGAGGCACGUCAUGUCGGCCGUGCACGCGGAGAGCCCGCUGCGGUACGCCAGCGCGGUGAAGAGGCCGGAGAGCCCGCCGACGCUGAGCAGAGCAUGAGUAAAACGGAGCAAAGCGGCGAAGGGAUCACAAGAUUCACAAGUGUACAUAGCUGACAAUGUGUCCAUGAAUUCUUUUGUUUUUGGGUUUCUUGGUGAUGUUAUUCUUCCUCCCAAGAAUUUGAAGGGGAGAGAUUUUGUUUCCUUUUUUCAUUGUAUUGUUAGUAUACUGCCGAGAAUACCUCAAAUUGGUGUAUUUGUAUACUGGAAGUUUGAGGCAACACGUAUUGCAAAAGCUGUUCAAUUUGAACA
Messenger RNA from Setaria italica (foxtail millet), 1795 nucleotides. RefSeq names its product serine/threonine-protein kinase RIPK. The transcript is spliced from 4 exons. NCBI's taxonomy places the organism in Eukaryota, Viridiplantae, Streptophyta, Magnoliopsida, Poales, Poaceae. The record is from RefSeq and is a predicted model, not a curated record. Gene Ontology annotation, molecular function: ATP binding; protein kinase activity. Gene Ontology annotation, biological process: protein phosphorylation. Bases 198 to 1544 code for a protein of 448 amino acids.